Molecule: messenger RNA, 4514 nt
Organism: Choloepus didactylus (southern two-toed sloth)
Lineage: Eukaryota; Metazoa; Chordata; Mammalia; Pilosa; Megalonychidae
Gene: PCNX4
Product: pecanex 4
Exons: 11
Coding region: 544-4104 (1186 amino acids)
Cellular component (GO): membrane
Source: RefSeq, a predicted model, not a curated record
AAGUUCAAGGCUGGCGCUGUGUCCUUUAGCCGCUGCUGCUGCUUCUGGGCCCCGCACGGAGUAAGAGCCCGGGAGACUUCAGCGGCCAGGCGAACGUUAGCCCACGCCCAAGGCGAGCUAACCACGCUUCCUCUCCCGCUCCCCGCCUCGGAGUGACGACCUGGUUGGGACGCGGGGGCCGAUGUACGAUAAGGGCCGCCUCAAAACGAGAGGACCGAGGGGCGGAGCUAACCAGGAGUUCGGCCCCGCCCUUCCCCCGAGCGCGUGCGCACUCCUCAGUCCCGGGUGACUCCAGCCGGAGUUGACGUUAGUUUUGGAAACGGGGUGCGGGCUGGGACUGGAGCUGCUUGUGCUGGUUGCUGGACCGCUGCAGUUUCUCUUCAGCCGCGUUCGUUCCACAGCUAGCCUCCCGGCGGGAGCGCCCACCCCGGCUCUACUUGCAAAAAUGCAGUCCCCGGGAUGCCUUUGCAUCGCCUUUUCCCUGGGGUGAGUCGAGAGACUGCUGUGUUACUGAAAAGGAUGUGACUUUCAGAAUAAUCCUGAAUGACAAGGAUGAGUCCAGAUGUGCCUCUGCUGAAUGAUUACAAACAGGACUUCUUUCUGAAGCGUUUUCCACAGACGGUUCUUGGAGGCCCUCGACUCAAAUUAGGCUAUUGUGCCCCUUCUUACAUAUAUGUUAAUCAAAUUAUCCUUUUUCUGAUGCCAUGGGUUUUAGGUGGAACAGGAACACUUCUGUACCAGUUAGGCAUCCUGGAAGACUAUUAUGCUGCAGCACUUUCAGGUGGACUAAUGCUUCUCACUGCAUUUGUCAUCCAGUUCACAAGUUUAUAUGCCAGAAACAAAUCAGUGACAGUAGAAAGGAUACUAACCACAGAUAUCUUAGCAGAAGAGGAUGAGCAUGAAUUUACAAGUUGUGCUGGUGUUGAGACUAUCAAAUUUCUGAUUCCUGGCAAGAAAUAUAUAGCCAAUAUGGUCUUUCAUUGUGUUCUUGCUGGGUUAUUGUGUGGUCUUGGAACAUGGUACCUACUUCCAAACAGAAUAACCUUGCUGUAUGGCAAUUUGGGAGGCACUGUGCUACUAUUUUUCUUUGGAUGGAUGACAUUAUGUAUAGGAGAAUAUUCAUUAAUUGUAAACACAGCUACAGAGACUGCAACUUUCCAAACUCAGGAUACUUAUGAAAUCACUCCGCUUAUGAGGCCUCUUUAUAUUUUUUUUUUUGUCUCCGUGGACCUAACACACAGGUUUAUGGUAAAUAUACCAGCUCUGGAACAAAUGAAUCAGAUUUUACAUAUCUUAUUUAUAUUUUUACCCUUUCUCUGGGCACUGGGUACUUUACCCCCACCAGAUGCAUUUUUCUUAUGGGCGAUGGAACAAGUUUUAGAGUUUGGCCUUGGAGGCUCACCCAUGUCAACGCACCUACGGUUAUUAGUGAUGUUCAUCAUUUCUGCUGGAACAUCUUUCACAUCAUAUUUCAUUCCCAGCACUGUUGGUGUGGUUCUUUUCAUGACUGGACUUGGGUUCUUACUGAGUCUUAACCUAAGUGAGAUGGCUUUUGUCUUCAAACACAAUGUGACCAGACAUAGAGUUGGAACCAAAUCUAAUGCUUUAUCAAGUCAUUCAGAAAAACAGUUUACAUGGAAGGAAUGUCUUUUCUACAUCAUUAUAUUAGUUUUGGCUCUCUUAGAGGCUAGUUUGCUGCAUUACUUUGCUGGUUUCUCACAGAUUUCCAAAAGCAGUCCACAGGCAAUUGUUGGCUAUAUUUUGAUGAUAUUACUUAUAAUACUGUGGAUACUUGGAGAAAUUCAAAGUGUCUUUAUCUUUGGAAUUAUCCGAAACCCUUUCUAUCCAAAGGAUGUGCAAACUGUGACAGUAUUCUUAGAGAAGCAAACAAGGCUCAUGAAGAUUGGUGUUGUCAGACGGAUUUUGCUAACUCUAGUAUCACCUUUUGCUUUGAUAGCAUUUCUUUCACUGGACAGUUCCUUACAAGGGCUCCACUCCGUGUCAGUCUCCAUUGGAUUCACUAGAGCUUUUAGACUGGUGUGGCAGAAUACAGAAAAUGCUUUAUUGGAGACAGUCAUUGUGUCAGUAGUGCAGUUGUUGAUCUUCGGUACAGACUUAUGGUGGAAUAGAAGCCUGGAUACAGGAAUCAGACUCUUACUGGUUGGUCUCAUUCGUGAUCGCCUGAUUCAGUUCAUCUCUAAAUUGAAGUUUGCUGUGACUCUACUUUGGGUCUCAUGGAUGGAGAAAAAACAACGUCGAAAAUCAACUACCACUUUAUGUCUUCUCAACAUUGUCUUCUCUCCGUUUGUGUUGCUCUUCAUAGUUUUUUCUACACUACUGUCUUCUCCCUUAUUCCCACUCUUCACCCUACCUGUGUUCUUGGUGGGGUUUCCUCGACCUACUCGGAGUUGGCCAGGAGUAGUAGGCAGUGCAGCCUGUGUCUGCGCAGAUAGUGUGUACUACUACCAAAUGGUCCCAAGUUUGGCUGUGGCACUGCAGUCUGCAAUGACAGCUGGAAGUUUAGGUCUCAUCUUACCUGGGUCUCAUUUCUUAGGCCGUUUUCAGGAUCGUUUAAUAUGGAUAAUCAUUCUAGAACGUGGCUGUACUUACUGCUGUAUCAACAUUAAGGGGUUAGAAUUGCAGGAGACAUCCUGUCAUACUGCUGAAGCUCGAAGAGUUGAUGAAGUUUUUGAAGGUGCCUUUGAGCAAGAAGAAUACAGAAGAAUAUGUUCCUUUAAUGAACACUUUGGAAAUAUCUUAACACCCUGUACUGUUUUGCCUGUGAAACUAUAUUCUGAUGCCAGGAAUGUACUGUCUGGCAUAAUUGAUUCUCAUGAAAACUUAAAAGAAUUUAAAGGUGACCUUGUGAAAGUACUUGUAUGGCUACUUGUUCGGUACUGCUCCAAAAGGCCCAGCAAGCAGAAUGUUCAUAAAACUGAUAAUAAAGGGAAACCAUCUCUAAUAAUCACUCCUGCUUUGAAUACUUCACCACAACCCCAAUGCCCAGAAGACACAGAUAGUUUAAAUUCAGAAACUUUUGAAGACUGGUCUGAUGAUAAUAUUUUUGAUGAUGAGCCAACCAUAAAAAAAGGAAAAGAAGAAAAAGAUCAGUUGAAAGUUUUCCCAGCUACAAACUUGCCUAUUCCGGGAUCGGUAGAAUCUCAGAGGGUUGGUGAACAGUCUACAGGCGCAGUUCCUGAAAAUAGUCUUUAUGAAGCUGUUAUAUUGGGAUACCCUGCUAUUGACAAAGGUAAACAAGAAGGCAUGGCAUAUAUCCCUCUCAUGGAGUUGGGUUGCUCACAUUCUCACUUAUUAAGCAUACCUGCAGAGUGGGGGUCUAACUGUUUGCCUAAUUCCAAAAUAAAGGAGAUGAGCUCAUUAUUUCCAGAAGACUGGUACCAAUUUGUUUUAAGGCAGUUGGAAUGUUUUCAUUCAGAAGAAAAGGCCUCAGGUGUACUGGAAGAAAUUGCAAAUGACAAAGUUUUAAAAGACUUUUAUGUUCAUACAGUAAUGACUUGUUACUUCAGUUUGCUUGGAACAGAUAAUAUGACUCCUAGUCCUGGUUAUAUAUUGAGAGUUUACAAUAGUGUUUUGCCUUGGUCUGUUGCCUUGGAUUGGCUUACGGAAAAGACAGAACUUUUCCAGCUAGCACUGAAAGCAUUCAGAUAUACUGUGAAACUAAUGAUUGAUAAAGCAAGUUUAGGUCCAAUAGAAGACUUCAGAGAGCUGAUUAACUGCCUUGAUGAAUAUGAAAGUGACUGGUACGUUGGUUUGGUAUCUGAUGAAAAAUGGAAGGAAGCAGUUUUAGAAGAAAAGCCAUACUUGUUUUCUCUGGGGUAUGAGCCUAAUAUGGGAGUUUACACUGGGAGAGUACUAACCCUUCAAGAAUUAUUGAUCCAAGUUGGGAAAUUAAAUGCUGAAGCCGUUAGAGGACAGUGGGCCAAUCUUUCAUGGGAAUUGCUUUAUGCCACAAAUGAUGAUGAGGAACGUUACAGUAUACAAGCUCAACCACUUCUUUUAAGAAACCUUACAGUUCAAGCAGCUGAUCCUCCCCUGGGAUAUCCAAUUUAUUCUUCAAAACCUCUCCAUAUACAUUUGUAUUAGAGACCAUUUCGACUUGUAAAUGUAAUGUCUUCAAAUGAGAUAUUUUUUCAUCCUAGAUAUUUUUCAUCCUGUAACCUCACUGAACUAUUUUUCACCUCAAGUCAGAUGCCUAAGAAAAGCUAAGCAACAUAAAAUUAAUCUUUUUGCCAUCUUAUGGGUUAAAAAAAAUUUUUUUUAUGUUUUACAUAAAAAUUAGAACUAGUUGGCCAAUAUUUGUGCCUUUGGACUAUGGUAUGGUAGACUUUGAGAAAUAUGAUAAAACAUUUGUAUAAGAUAAGAUAGUGAAUUUUGUAUAUGCUUUCUUAAAUGUGUAUAGGUGAUUCACAUUGCAAAAGUCAACAGCUGUGUCAUCUUUACAUAGAGAUAUGCAUAUCAGUGUUUUUAAGUAAUGAUAAUGAAUCCUAUUGAAG